Corylus avellana is the source of this 1746-nucleotide messenger RNA. RefSeq names its product hydroxycinnamoyl-CoA:piscidic acid hydroxycinnamoyltransferase. Gene Ontology annotation, molecular function: acyltransferase activity, transferring groups other than amino-acyl groups. The record is from RefSeq and is a predicted model, not a curated record. NCBI's taxonomy places the organism in Eukaryota, Viridiplantae, Streptophyta, Magnoliopsida, Fagales, Betulaceae.
UCUUGCAACUCUAUCCUUAUAUAAGAAACAAAAACCAAAGGUUUAAAGCAUAGAAAUCCAGAUACUGAAGCCUGAACCAAAAAUGAUAACCUUCAAAUCUAGUUGCAUGAUUGUUCCAAGCGAGCCAACCCCAAAUGGCCUUUUAUUGUUAUCUGAGAGCGACCAAGUGAUGCAGUGGACUCAUACACCUCUCGUCAUCAUUUACAAACCCAACAACAACACCAAUAUUAUACCAUUUUCAAUUGAAACAAUGAAGAACUCCUUGAGCCGUGCAUUGGUUCCCUACUACCCACUUGCUGGCCGGCUACACUGGAUCGAAGGAGGUCGACUGCAACUUCAUUGCAAUGCCAUGGGAGCGCAACUGACGGAAGCUUACUCUGAAUCAAAACUUGACGAAUUUGGUGAUUUUACACCAAAUGGGAUGGUCCAACAUCUUUUCCCUAGAGUUGAUUACGGUACUACUUCAAUUGAGGAGCAACCCUUAUUGCUGGUGCAAAUAACAAAAUUUCCUUGUGGUGGGCUUUGUGUUGGAACCGCCAUAUCCCACAUUGUGGCUGAUGGACGGGCUGCAAUGAACUUCACCAACGCAUGGGCUAAGUUGGGUCGUGGAGAGGAUUUGGGGUGCGACGAGAUGCCGUUUCAUGAUCGAACAAUGUUACGAUCACGUGAAGUAUUGCCAGUUCUUCCACAUUUUGAUCAUAUAGCGUUCUCAAAACCACCUCUCUUAAUAGGUUGCUCCGACACUAAAGCAGAGAAAGAGAAGGAAACUAGUGCUGUCUUACUAAAAGUCACCAAAGAGCAAGUUGAGGAACUGCAGAAGAAAGCCAAUCAAAACAUGGUUUUGGCACGACCCUAUUCUAGAUACGAAGCUAUCGCCGGCCACAUGUGGAGGUGUGCAUGCAAGGCACGUGCAGGCGAUGAUUGUCAACCAACAAGAGUUAGCUUCGGAGCCGACGGCCGCAAUCGGUUCAAACCACCUCUCCCUCAAGGAUACUUUGGGAAUGCAAUCUUUACUUCCGUGACAUCGACGUGUCUUUAUGCUGACCUCUUGUCCAAGCCACUGAGUUAUGCUGCUGGGAAACUGAGGGAAGCAAUUGAGAGAGUUACAGAUGAGUAUAUAACAUCCGCUCUUGAUUUUAUAAUGAGUCAAAAAGAUGUGUCUCCUUUGAGGAAAAACUUCCACAUCAGGGGAUACACUGAAGCACCUUUCUUAGGGAAUCCUAAUAUUAAUAUCACCAGUUUGAUCAAUUUGCCUAUGUAUAGUGUAGAUUUUGGAUGGGGAAAGCCUGUAUACGUGGGUCCAGGGAUCUUGCAUUCCGAUGGCAAGAUAUUUAUCAUGUCAAGUCCUGCAGAUGAAGGAUCUCUUGUCAUAGCAUUGUGUUUGCAAACACAAUACAUGGAUUCCUUUAAAAAGUUCUUCUACGAGGAUAUAUAAUCAAUCUUAAGGAGCCAUCUGUCAAUCAGUAGUGAUGAUGAUGAUGGAUCCUCGGUCAUCUUUUGACGCAGAAGAAAUCAAGGGUUCCUUCAUAGGUGAUUGACGUGGAUGGAUGGGAGUAGAAAAGUUUGAACGUGCAUGGAGGCAACAACCAAAAAUAGGAUUUUCAAUAAGCUGGUUUAUGAUUUGUUUUACUUUUACGAGUGUUGGUUUAGGGUAUUUUAAGGAAUUAUUGUUCAUUAGUAAUUGGAAGUCUUUAUUUGUAAUAAUUAAGAUUUCUUAGUCCUCAAUGCUUAUAAGUCUUUGAAGCC